Molecule: messenger RNA, 2151 nt
Organism: Etheostoma spectabile (orangethroat darter)
Lineage: Eukaryota; Metazoa; Chordata; Actinopteri; Perciformes; Percidae
Product: ADP-ribosylation factor-like protein 4A
Exons: 2
Coding region: 289-897 (202 amino acids)
Molecular function (GO): GTPase activity; GTP binding
Source: RefSeq, a predicted model, not a curated record
AUGCUUUUCCAUUCGGGUCAAAUAUCUGACACCAAACAGUACUGAAUUUUUAUCAAAUGUCCACUUCUUGUGAAAAUUCACCAGGUAACCGUAUCCUCAGUCACUAAUAUGCAGUGGGAAGGGCGGUAGCGGUAACGUUAGCUGUAAAACAAUUAUGAAAGUCACGAUUUUAUUGCAAUUGAAUGCGGACCACACAUAUGCCGAAUUGAUAAGAACAUCUCUGCUCCUACUGCUGUCCCUGUGGAAUAUAAGCAGCCUGGUGAUUAUUUAGUGACGACUGCUGCCAAGAUGGGAAAUGGAUUAUCAGAUCAUCACCCCCUUUUUCCAUGCCUGCCGUCCUUCCAAGCUCUCCACAUUGUCAUUCUGGGACUGGACUGUGCAGGCAAGACCACUGUACUGUACCGCCUACGUUUCAAUGAGUUUGUGAAUACUGUCCCUACUAAGGGGUUUAACACAGAGAAGAUUAAAGUGUCACUUGGAUGUAGCCAACGGAAAGCUUCCUUCCACUUCUGGGACGUUGGUGGUCAGGAGAAGCUUCGCCCCCUGUGGCGCUCAUACACACGCUGUGCUGAUGGCAUUGUGUUUGUGGUGGAUUCGGUGGACGCUGAGCGCAUUGAGGAGGCCAAGACAGAGCUGCACAAGAUCACACGGCUGGUAGAGAACCAGGGAGUGCCAGUUCUGGUGGUGGCUAACAAACAGGACCUGAGGAACUCACUUAGCCUGGCUGAAAUGGAGAGCAUGUUGGCUCUUGGUGAACUCAGCACUGCCACACCUUGGCACCUUCAGUCUGCUUGUGCUAUCAUCGGUGAGGGACUGCAGGAAGGCUUGGAGAAGUUGAACGCCAUGGUAAUGAAGAGGAGAAAAAUGCUGCGGCAACAGAAGAAGAAGAAGAGAUGAUGUGCUAAGAGGGGGAACUAUAAAAUGUGAGCUGCAUACAAUCUGCUGGUCCAUUGUGACUAGUCAUUUGGCUGCUGUUUAACACUGAUUGGCAGAGUUUGAUCCUUCCAGUUGAACUGUGUAUUCAGGUCAGCCAGUGUUUGACUUCCACAGAAAGACAGUGGGAUUGAUUUUGAUCCAAGGACUUUGGAUGUAAACAAUCCUGUCAGCAACAAGUCAUUCAAGGAAGUCCAGUAUUAUGCUAUAGCAGCAAGCUAUGGAGUUUACACUGAACUUUUUAAAGUGGACAAUUAGCUAUGUUGGUUUUAAUAUGUGUUGCUACCAAAGCAUGUGUUAGAGCAAUUUGAUCAAUGCUGCAUAUGUUAGUAUUUUGUAUCAAUGUUUCAUGUUUGUUAAGAAAUUUAUAUGAUCAGUAAGAACAUAAUGCACAAUAACCUUAAAACAUAUUAAUGCUGUUCAAAACGGCUGUUAAUGAUGGAAACAAUUAUUUAGUUGUUUGGUAGUAUACCUACCGUCCUGUGGCCUGAAGUUCAGAUAUUCUGAGCACAUAUGAGUCAUACUGACUAAAACAUUAGGUUUUGGUGUCUUUAAAAUGAGUGUGUUUCCCACAGGUUGACAAUUGACUUGUGGUGGGUGGCGCAGGAUGUGACAAUGCGUGUGAUGGCUGGGUUCAGUAAUAAACUUGUCAAACAAAGGUUUGUGAACUAUUUAUUGAAAACAAUGACUACAUAACUAACAGAUAAUUUAGAAAGAAAUAAUUAUUUGGAUAUUAAAGUGAUCAUAUUAUGCUUUUUGGCUUUUUCCCUUUCCUUUAUUGUGUUAUCUUCUUUGCGAUGUUAUAGAUUUACAAAGUGAAAAAGCCCAAUGUCCAAAGGGACUUACCAUCUCCAACAGAAAACACUGUUAACAAACUGCUCCAAACAGCUCUAUUGUAGUCCAGCCUUUACUUUCGUGACAAACAGGCGUCAUUUAGGGUCACUUUGUAUCGUGUUGUAAUGCUCGCCUAGUUGCCAGCGUGGAGCUCCCUCAUACUCAGCUUCUGACUUGCUAGUAGUCCUUAUCUUUUAACUGCGCGUGUGUAACUCCCAACGAAGAUGGAACAGAAUUGAGAUGCUUCACUCUGUAGCUAAAACGAAGAGCUCAACACACAGGGUGAAAAGUAUGGAGGAAAUAUUUAUUCAUAAUUAAAAUUGAAAGUCCAAAGCGAAAAUGAAGCAAGAUCAAAUUAAAAAUAUUAUUUUACUAUGCUACUAG